AUGGCUAAUUCUGAUAAAGCUAGUAUGUUUCGAGGAUUUAAAAAUGUUUCUGGUAUUGCUCCACCAACAUCAAAUAGCCAACAACAAUCGAACACUUUUAACGAAAUGUUAUAUGAAGAUCGACCAGAAAUAGUAAUGACUAUCGAUCAAUUAUCAUUAUUAAAUAAACAUUCCAAUUUACGUGAUAUAAAUUAUUCAUUAAUACACGAAGAUGAUGGAUCCAGUCCUCAAUCGCCAUUACAUUCCGUGAAAACAUUUGAAGAAUUAAAAUUAGAACCUCAAUUAUUAAAUGGGAUUUAUUAUAUGGGUUUUCGUCGUCCAUCUCGUAUUCAAGAACGUGCAUUACCACAAUUACUUGCUUAUCCACCACGAAAUAUGAUUGCACAAUCACAAAAUGGAACUGGAAAAACAGCAGCAUUUUCCUUAGCAACACUUAGUCGUAUGGAUCCAAAUUUAGAUUAUGUUCAAGCACUUAUUUUAUCACCAACAUUUGAACUUGCUUUACAAAUCGGAAAAGUUAUUGAAAAUAUGGCAAAAUUUUUACCACAUAUUAAAAUUGCAUAUGCUGUACGUGAUCCGACAAUAUCAAAACGUAAUGAAUAUACGAAAGGAAAAGAAUUAAAUGUUCCAAUUGUUAUUGGAACACCUGGAACAGUUGAAGAUUGGUGUCGAAAAAUGAAAAUAAUUGAUUUAAAAAAAUUACGUAUGUUCGUUGUUGAUGAAGCUGAUGUUAUGAUUAGUUUACCGGGUUUUUCACAAAUUUGUUUUAAUCUUAAAAGUGCUAUGGGAAAAGAUUGUCAAACAAUGCUUUUUUCAGCAACAUAUUCCGAUGAGGUUAUGGAUUUUGCUAAACGAAUCAUUGAAAAUCCAGUGAUUUUUCGAUUAAAACGAGAAGAACAAUCAUUAUCUAAUAUUCGUCAAUUUUAUAUUAAAUGUAAUAAUGAUGAAGAAAAAUAUGAAGCUGUUAAAACUAUUUAUUCAUCAAUAACUAUUGGUCAAGCAAUGAUUUUUUGUCGAUAUAAACAUACAGCUCAUGCACUUGCAUUACGAAUGAUUAAUGAUAAACAUUGUGUUGAAUUACUUUCAUCGGAAUUAUCUGUUGAACAACGUGCUGCUGUUAUAAAUCGUUUUCGUGAUGGAAAAUUUCGUGUUUUAGUUGUUACAAAUGUUUGUGCACGUGGAAUUGAUAUUGAUGAUAUAUCAUUAGUACUUAAUUUUGAAUUUCCACUUAUUUAUGAUGAAACAAAACGUUGUUUUGCUGAUAAACCUGAUUAUGAUACAUAUUUACAUCGAAUUGGUCGUGCAGGGCGUUUUGGUCGUAUUGGACAUACAUUUAAUUUAAUAACUCCGUCGGAAAUGCCAUUACUUGAACAAAUUGAAAAUUAUUUUCAAAAACCGAUUAUGGAAUUUUCAGAAAAACAUAUAGUUGAUGACGACCUUUAUAAGAUAUAG
Molecule: messenger RNA, 1452 nt
Organism: Adineta steineri
Lineage: Eukaryota; Metazoa; Rotifera; Eurotatoria; Adinetida; Adinetidae
Source: the annotation of a GenBank genome assembly